Danaus chrysippus (African queen) is the source of this 2787-nucleotide messenger RNA. Lineage: Eukaryota; Metazoa; Arthropoda; Insecta; Lepidoptera; Nymphalidae. The record is from the annotation of a GenBank genome assembly.
AUGAGUGAGACCGACGACACAGACGUUCUUUUGCUAAUACCGCCAACGUUCUUUCUCGUAAAUAGCUCCUGUUCCGAGGAUUCGUUCCUCGAGUCUUCUAGAACGGUAGUUCACAAACCGGUUUCAUGCACUGCCAAAGUUAUUGGAAAACUUGUUGAUCAAGUGCAAUCAUUGGAAUCUCGAUUAGAAACCUUAGAAAUUGACACAAGCAACACAUUUUCCAGUCUAGGAUCACGUAAAGUGUGGGAUACCGAAAGUUUCGAGAGUCGUAGUCGUAGUCUAGACCGCCGAUGUUUUACGUUUCCGCGUCGAAAGCGAAGGAAAACUAGGAAAGAAAGAAACGGAUCUCACGUAAAUCUUGACAUCACCCACGAAAAACAUCCCGUAUACAGACAGAUUCUUGAUCAUAAGGCUGUGCAAUUGUCAUUAAAUGAAUCACAAAGCAUGGAUGGCGAUCUCAGCAGUAUUACGUCUACACCAAGCAAGAAAACUGACAAGCUUCUCCUACAUGAAAUAGAUGAAUUUCUAACUAAAGUGGAAUCAUAUCAAACACCAGAUAACAGAGCCAGAGACAGCACAAUAAGUUCUGAAAAUGUUAUCCAAGCAACGGGUGAAUACAUAAUGAAAUCUCUUGGCAGUAAAAAUAUAGAGGACAUACAGUUGCCUAGCGGUAGAGUGGUGUCCAGUAACAUAUUAGAUAAAUACAUUUACUUGGUGAAGAACAAACAAACACAGUCUAAUGCAUCAACUUCAGCUCAAAAUGAUUCUGACACACAAAACUUUUCAUCUGCCACAACCAGGAAUGAAGUUGCAAAUCAAAAUUGCGCUUCAACAAACAUCAAACACGAUACCAGGUCUCCGAGUAUGAGAAAAUUAAAUUUCUACGAGAAUAAAGAUGUCCAACCUACAUCAACUCCCAAAAAGAAUACACACCCAAGAUAUUGCGAUACAUUCAAACCGUCCUCAAACAAAAUACUUGAGAGAGCAUCUAAAGUAUUAGACAAUUACAGGUCACAAAGUUUUAGUCGGAAUACUCAAAGUGUUACGACGGAAACAAGUGAUAUGUCUUUUAAGAAGGAUGAUUUUAAAUUACCACAAAUGAAACCGUUCUGCUUGGAUCGUGAAGGUUUUAAAAUUGACUCUAUUGAAACAGAUUUGCUGAGUUUAAGUGAACUUUGGGGUGAGAAAGCCGAUAAGAAUGAAAAGUUUGACAACAAUAAGUUAGAAGAAGAAAGAUUGAAGAGAGAGCAUUGCGAGGUCAUGAUACAGCAGUUACAAAAGAAGUUACUCGAGCAACAAGAAAAGUUAGCGGUGGCCGUUAAAGUUGACCGAGCCAAGGACGCUGCCAUACACAAACUGAGAGAGGCCUGGUUAAGACUGACGGGGAAUCUGGACCAGGCUGAGGAGAGACAUCGGAACGCUCUUGACGAGAUGAACAGAGAAGUUGAUAACUUUAAAAUGGUCGCUGAUGAAGCACAGAAGAAAACAAAUCACUUUGAAACUGAACUUUACAAAGCAUUGGAUCUGGCGCACGACUAUCAGGAACAAUGUAAACUAUUGACAACAGAAAAGAAAGAUUUACAAGAAAGUCUUCAGAGUUUACAAGCACAGAGUAUAGAAACAAUGAAAGUAAAAGAAAAAGAAAUGGCCAUUAUAAAAGAAAACUGUGAAACAUUGAUGAGGCUAAAUAAACAGUCCGCUGACUGUGUUGAGAAUUUGGAGGUAGCAUUGGCUAAGGAGAAAAGUGAUCACGAAAAGACCAAAAACAAAAUUAUAGAAUUGAUUGAGAAGAUGAAUAGAAUUGAACAAGAGAAGAAAGUAUUUGAACAAGAGAGUGAGGCUGCAAGAGAAAGAAUCAAUCAAGAAAAAGAGAGAUGUAAUAUGAUAGAGACAGAACUAUUGACUGUGAAGGAACAGUGUGUGGAAAUACAAAGGAAAUAUGACGCGGUCCAGUCUGAAGCGAAGAGUCUUCAAGAACAGUUGGAAGUCGAGAGGAAGGAGCUGAAGCGUCACUACCAGGCGCAGUUAGAGGAGGCCGUGGUGAGGAAGUUGAGGGAGUUCCAGGAACAACUGGAACUGGCUGAGAGAGACAUGGAGCGGGCGGCGCGGGAAGGGGAGCGGGCCGCGGGACAGAGGGCGGAGAGGACCGUGGCCGCGAUACGGGAACAGCACAAGUUAGAAGUGAACGUGUUAGAAGAAAAGCAGAAAGAAGAGAUCAAACUGUACAGACUACAGCUGGCGCAGGCGCAGGAGAAGAUAGGACUACUAGAGAGCAAGUUGUCUAGUUACCGUCGAGGUCGCGGUGAGCUCGCGGCUCAGCUGCACGGUGUGAUGCAGGCGCAGUGGAAACAAGCGCUCACCAUACUGACUAGACAACACGCCUCGCACUACAGGGACGACGUUCCGACGCCGGUGUCCAAAGACUUCCCCCUCCCGCCCCCCCUGUCUCCUCCUAACAAGGAACACUCAGGGAACAUGAGCGACCACGAGCUGCAACAGUACAUAAAACUGUUACUAUCGAAGCCCCCCGGUCACACUGCGGAGCCCCACAAACCUGAUGAAGAACCAACCCGCGAGCGUCGGGACCGGGGGCGAAUUCCGACGCCGGUGUCCAAAGACUUCCCCCUCCCGCCCCCCCUGUCUCCUCCUAACAAGGAACACUCAGGGAACAUGAACGACCACGAGCUGCAGCAGUACAUACAACUGUUACUAUCGAAGCCCGGUCACACUGCGGAGCCCCACAAACCUGAUGAAGAACCAACCCACGAGCGGCGGGACCGGGGGUGA